Messenger RNA from Xenia sp. Carnegie-2017, 3852 nucleotides. RefSeq lists its product as uncharacterized. The transcript has 8 exons. The record is from RefSeq and is a predicted model, not a curated record. NCBI's taxonomy places the organism in Eukaryota, Metazoa, Cnidaria, Anthozoa, Malacalcyonacea, Xeniidae. Bases 776 to 3298 code for a protein of 840 amino acids.
ACCAUGUAGAAUCAAGUGAUUCAGUACAGAAUCAAAUGGAUUAAUUGAGUCAGCUGUGUGUGAGUGGCAAACCUCUUCAAGUGAUGUUGAAAUAUAUAAGGUCUCAGAGUCUGUUCCAUGUCAUUUACAGAGGCAAAUACAAUAUGAAAUGAGCAAUUAAAGAUGAAAAUUAAAGUUGACCCAUGGUUAUUGGUAUCUCCAAAUAAAAUUUCAAGUCUUGUGUUUUUGUCAUCGUUUAUGUGGUUGUUUGGUUGUAUGAGCUAUGAAAUAUUAUAUUUGUGUAUGAAAUUUAUGAAAUGAAAGAGAAAAGAAAUCGUCAGAAUGUGCGCGCGAGCGAUGCAAUGCAUCCAUUCUUCAUGAUUCCAUAAACACAUCGUCAUUAAUGUCUGUAAAACGUACAGUGAAUUUUAAAAUGGAACAAAUGAACUAAAUACUGCUGAAUCUUAUGGCAAAGACAGUGAAUAUUCUGAAGAUGUUAUCGUAUUCAUUGGAGAAGACGCCUUACGAAAAUUUCGAUAAAAUUGUGAAAGGCAUUUUCAUCAAAAGUGAAUCAUGAGCGCCGACGACGACGUUGAUAACGUUGAUCAACAAGAAUUAGACAGUGUUUUAUGUACUGAAGAAGUUGCAAGCGAUUGUUGAAAUUCAUAUUCCAUUAAAAUCCUACAGUGGCAGUAAGUCCCUACGAACAAACGAUUUGUCUCUUAAUCGAGACAGUAAAUAUCAAUAUGCUGUCCUGUUGAAGUGCUAGAAAUCCUACGGAGCUACCGGUGAUGACAUGGCGUUCUUCUUCAAGUCAGAAAAGGAAGUAAACAUUUUUAUGUUGGGGAAAUUGAUUGUUGAUCAUGGGGGUGAAGCUUUGAGAAUAACUUUGAGAAAACAAAUGUCAGGUACUGAAUUAUUCUUUUUCUUGAAUACCACUAAAAAUAGAAAUAAGCUUUUGAGAAUAAAGAAGAAAAUAAUCAGGCACGAUGCAUGGAUUCUUUUGUAUCCAGAUCCUCCAAGACUACCUGAUGAAAAUGAUUUUGACAUUACUCUACUUUGUGUCCUUUUGCGCACUAUUUGCAAUUUAAAACAACCGAAUAAUCCUAUCUGGACAAACAAACCUAAUGCCACCGAUCAUUCAACCGAAGCCGAUAUUACCCGUAUCAGGUUAUAUCGUAAUGAGUGUUAUGCUCACAUACCUAACACAUCAUUUAGCUUAGGUGACUUUGAGACUUUGUGGAAGGAAGUUUGCCAACCAAUAGUUCGUUUAGGAAUAAGUCAGCAAAAAAUAGAUCAAUUAAACCAAGAAAGAACUCAGCCGAUUCUAUGUCUAGUGGGUAACGAAACAACAGUUAGAAACCCCAGUUUUGAAUUUGGAGCCGAUAUUUUGACCAACAAUCUUGUAAGUUGUAAUUUUGAGUGUGACAUUAGUAAUCAAUAUGAAACAUUUUUACAUGGAACACGGGAAUGGGUUUUUGAUGAGUUUUUGGCUUGGUUUGAAGACAAUACUUCUCAAAAUCGUGCAUUUGUUAUUUCUGCUGUUGCUGGAAUGGGUAAGUCUGCAAUUGCAGCAACUUUAUGUAAACGUUAUCCAAGCUAUUUCGCUGCAGUUCAUUUCUUUCAACACAAUGACAGUCGUUUCAAUGAUGCCAAUGUACUUCUUCAAUCUUUAGCUAGGCAAAUUGCUCGCAAUUUUCCAGCUUACGAAAAGCUUUUAGAGGUGAAACUUAGAAAUGUCUCAGAACCUCUGCGUGACAUGAAUGUUGAAAGACUAUUUUCCUUUCUUUUUACUGAGUUGUUUGAAAAAAUCACGGAAUUUCCUAAGCGGACUUUAAUUAUGCUGGAUGCGCUAGAUGAAUGUGGUUAUCCAGAAAGCCUUCUCCUGGCUGAUUUGUUAGAUAAUCAUUUGUUCAAACUUCCGCCUUGUUUCUACUUUGUAAUCACAACAAGACCUAACAAAGAUUGUCAUAUCAUAAUUGAAAAACUAAAUCCGCUCUUCAUCAAUUUCAGUGAUGAUGAUAACUUGAAUGAUGUAAAAUUACUAAUUGAUGAAAGAAUUGGUCCCACUAAUAGAGUUUUGCAUCUUAAGGAAAAUUUGCUAGAAAAGUCUGACGGACUUAUGUUGCUUGCAUCGCUUCUCUCCAGCAAAAUUAAAAAUCAGGAUUCGUUCAAUGGAUCCAUACCAAAGGAUCUCAAUGAAUAUUACGAAAUUUCCUUAAAAAGAAUAAGUGACGAAUUAGAUUCAUUUCAAAUCAGUAAAGAAAAAUUUCAGUCACUUUUAAAUACAUUAGCAGUUGCUAAAGAACCCCUUCCUUGGGAAGUAGUUGAGGACAUACUUAAUUUCAAUUGCGUUUCAUCUGUGGUUAGAGAAAUUAUGUUGUGCCUUUUUGCUACCAAUGCAGAAGGACAUGUUUCGUUUUUCCACAAAUCUUUAUCUGAUUGGCUGGCUGGCGAGUGUAAACAUAAUUACUCUGUUAAUACUACUGAUGGUAAUCGAGUUGUUUUAGCGUUUUGUUCAAGAACUUUAGACAAUCUCAAAGCUGUCGACGUGGACUACAAUAACUUUGUUAAGCGGGCAUCAGUAAUGUAUUCAGUCAAAUAUUGGUUUCUUCAUAUGAUUGCUAUUUGUGAUAAUGAUCAUGUUGUUGAAUAUGUUGGUAAAUAUCUUGUUGACUUAGAUGUUUUACUUGCCUCUGUAUCGAUUGAUAGACAUCGUACUUUGGAAAACUUUCGUCUUAUAAGCUCUCAUAACAUAUACUUUCAUCUUUCUGAGGGCACUCGAUUGUUAUUUAAUGACAUUUAUUGUGCUAUUACGAGGCAUUUCAUGAAUUCUAUAAUUUUUUUGCAGUACGUUGUCAACGAAAUUAAAGAUCUUGCGCCAAAAGCUUCCACAAUGCUUCAAACACGUUUCAGAGAGUCUUCUUAUGUUGAGCGCCUCGAUACGCAUUUUGUAUUAAAUCCAUUUUUACGUUUAGCGCGAAACUUGAUUUCAGUAAAUGUAUCGCGAAAUUAUGACUAUGUCGUUUGUGGUUAUGAAGGGUUUAUAGUUCAACUUUUUUCUCUGACAACGAACAGGUGUUUAUGGAUAAAAGAUAUAUCUGAUCAGUUAAGUCUAAGUGAAUUGAAAGGAUUUUGCGUUGUCUUUCAUCCUUUCACCGAUCUGAUCUUCGUUUCCCAAUUGGAUAAAGUUCUAAAUGUUGACAGGAAAGUUGUCUCUAGUCCUUUUCAUUGUGAUGAUUCAACUUGUAAGUUCUUUACCAACAGUUGUUUUCCAAGGAUAAGUACACAAUGGUCACUAGUUACAAAGAUAUUUUGACUGUAUGGGACGUUGAGAAAGGUCAAAAGAUGCACAGUGUUAUAUGCAGCAAUGUGACAUCCCUGUGUUUUUCCAAUUCAAAAAAAUAUUUGGGUAUUAUUGAUGAAAAAAACGUAUUUCAAACAUUUGACGUAACGAAGGAUUAUAAGUUAUUCGAUUCUUCACCUUUUGAAAAUGAUGCAAAGUGCUAUCGCUAUUAUGAUAGAAAGCUUCGUAUUCUUUCCACUGUUGGUCUUCAUUCUUGGUCUUGUGCUUUGUCUCAUAAUGACAAAGUUUUCGUUGUCAAUCCUAGUCAAGAGGCACUUCCUGGGUUAGAUCUUGAGCGUACAUUUGGUUUGUCUUCGCUUGAUCCCUUUGAUGAUAACAUGUUAGGCGUUUCUUUGAUUAAUUUCACAGGAUAUUAUUAUUAUUUAUUGAAUGAUAACAAUGUACUUAUAUUUGAUUAUGGACAUGCUUCUCAUCUUGUUUUAAUGGCGCGCACAAUUUUAACAAAAUAUUUGGUUCUUGAUAACCAGAUAGUUUGCUCAAAUGGCAACUUUCUGUAUCGGAGAGAU